Fusarium redolens is the source of this 884-nucleotide messenger RNA. RefSeq lists its product as uncharacterized. The record is from RefSeq and is a predicted model, not a curated record. The transcript has a single exon. Lineage: Eukaryota; Fungi; Ascomycota; Sordariomycetes; Hypocreales; Nectriaceae. The coding region runs from base 113 to 640 and encodes 175 amino acids.
UAAAGAGCCUGGUGCACGCUUGCUGAGGCCAAGUUCCUCAAUGCUGUGAAAUUUCAACCGGUCUUAUUUCAUCCCAAAUACGCAUUACUUCUAUUGAACUGAAGUCAUUAUAAUGUUCGGACGUCGACGAAGACCUAUUCUCGGUGCCGCUGUUGUUGUCGGCGCAUCCCGGGCAGCCGCCAGGCAUGAAGUACAAAAGCAAGAAUUUAUAGCCACUGAGCGGGAGGCUGAGAUACAACGGGGCAUUGAGCUGCGGAGGCGUGAAGAGGAAGAAGAAGAGCGACGAACACAGCGCGUUGUCGAUGAAGCCAUGAAAAAGGCUGCCCUGGAAGGAAACGCAGCUCAACAGAGCGCCGCUACAGUCUCGACGCCGCCCCUGCCGCAGUAUUAUGAUACCUAUCCAACGAUGCAAGUUCAAACGCGGGAUAUGGGGCUGUAUAACUCAGCGAACGACGCCGGACCCAUCAUCCAGCCGGUACCAGCAUACCAGCUAGGACCUCAGUCCGCUGAGGGGAGACUCCAGACCGCUCAAGAAACGCCAGGAUCCAAAACUGAAUACUGCACCCAGUGCGGCUUCGCUUGUCAAGCCAUGGAUAGGUUCUGUCGUCAAUGCGGUGUAAGACGGGCGUCCCAAGGGUGAUCUGAUUGUAUCAAAUUAUCACUCCCUUUAUGAGAAAAGGUCGCUGUUUACUCAGAGGUCAUAAGGCUCCAAUACAUUCACUGCGGGGAGGUAUAGCCAAUCAGGGUACCGUAAUCAGCUAAUACUAGCUAAAUUGCAUGUCACUAAAAGUCAAGAAAUUGUAAAAGCGUAAUAAGUAAUAAAUAUCUAUUGACAAGAUAUCAUACUAAUCGUUACAGGAGGUUAACCCGUUACAGAGGUGACU